UGAAUAUCCCUUUGUCAAAUUGACUCGACCCAGCAUAAGAAGUUUUCAAAGGGAAGAAAAACAAGAAGAGCCACAUGAUGCACACACAGGAGAGUCAAGAAGUGAAACUGACUGUUAUAGUUUCUCCGAACAUGAAGAUUCGCUGGAGGGAGUUGCAGAGGAGGAAGCAGAAGACGACGUUGACAUUGAUGGCUAUAAUGCUGAGUGUCCAAAGACUAACACACAUUCACUGUUGAAAGAAAGCAACACCAUAGCUGAGGAACACUGGAAAAGCCAACCACAGAUAUCACAAAGUCUGCAGAGUUCUUUUAUACAGACACAACCAAGCUUUGAUCAAAAGACAACUAUUAGGUCCAGGAAGUCAAAUGAAGCUGAAUAUAGAGAUUCAUCCAGUGUACACAAGCAGGUUCAAUCUGCAACUAAAAUGCCUGGUGGACAGUCGAGUAACCAGCGGUCUUUGAUGUGGAUUCUGGUAGUUGUGGCUUUAUUCACUAUUGGCCUGUGUUCUAUGUGGGUGACUCAAUCCUCCAAGAUUUUGCCAAUUAAAGGUUCUCCAAUUCUGCAAAUGUUCCAGGAUGAGAUGAAAAAAAUUAAGAAUGUCUACCCAAAUCAGGAUGAAAAGCUGUGGAAGAGGAUACAACUGUUCCUUGAGAAACGUCUCAAUAAUUCCCAUUCCCAUUCGGAGCCUGCAAUCUUAUUGCUUACAGCUGCCCAAGAAGCUAAAAGUGCUCUGAAGUGCUUAAGUAACAAGAUCGCAGAAGCCUACUCCUCCUCCCUGAGCACUGACACAAUUGAGAUUGAUUGUGCAAGUACAGUGUCACAGGACAGCGAUACAGCAAAGCUGGAUGUAGAUAAACUGCUGAGCUCUGGUUUUGAGAGCGGCAAGAAGGCAGCAGUGGUGCAUCAGUUUGAAUUGCUGCCUGCAGGAUCCACCCUGAUCUUUUAUAAGUACUGCGACCACGAAAAUGCAGCCUUUAAGGAUGUGACUCUUCUGUUGACUGUCCUUUUGGAUGAGGAGUCACUGGGAAAGAAUCUCAGCCUGCGGGAUGUUGAGGAGAAAGUGCGUGAUUUCCUCUGGGCCAAAUUCACCAAUUCAGAUACUCCCAGCUCCUAUAAACACAUGGACACAGAUAAGCUGAGCGGACUGUGGAGUCGUAUAUCCCACUUGGUUCUACCUGUUUGGCCAGAAAGUGCUCUCUCUCAGAGCUGCUAAUCAUAAGUAAAAUCAGUUGUGGAAAGAAAGGGAGACAAAAACAAUUGUGGUCGCUGGGCUGGGUAGAACUUCUGCAGCUGCUGAGCUAAGGCUGUACAACAGUGUUUGAGCACAGACCAGUAAAGUUAUUCUUUUUAAAGGAACUAGGGCUCCUCUAGAUAAGUGGAGAGUGUAAUGGUGGAAUAUAGUUUUUGAUAAAUUAGACUACAAGUGAUUUACUGAGGGCUGGUGCUCUGUAGAUGGAAGUUUUUUUUAACUGUACAUGGCUAUCCAGGUGUCUUGGUAUAGUAGACUAAUUACACUCUGGGAAGUCUUCUAUGCUAGGAAGUAGUAUUGACAUUGAUUUUGACAAGGUAAUGGAACUAAUGAAUUUGCAAACUCAUUGACCAAAAUAAAUUUCCCUUGUCCUUCAGGCCAAAUCUUAUUAUAGUAUUUAAUGAGGCUGCAUGCAUCCAAGCAUAGGUUUUCUUUUGUUCCAGCUAACUAUGGCUUGGGUAUCAGUUACCUUUUGUAUUUCUACCAUUCUAAGAAGAUCUAAAAAAUGUUCUGCUUCAGAGCAGACUUCUCAAAAUGAAGAUGUAAUUGUUUAAGUGAACCUUUUACAAAACAGUUCUAGAGAGUUAGAGAAGCUGAGAUGAAGUGACUGCUCCAAACAUCCAUCAACAGGUCAGUUCAGAAAUAACCCAUCAGUGUAUCUACCCUGCAGUGCAUCUCAAAUCACAAUUUUUAAGGCUCAGAACUUGAUACAGAACAAAGGAGAAAUUCUAAAUGCUGGUCCAGUGCAUGCUAACGCCCUGCUGGAUCUGCUCUAAAAUGCCUAAGAAGUGCAAAUUGUGAAUAAGUUAUUUUGGACAAGUCAAGAGGUUUUAUUAGAAAGUUGAAAGUAUUUUUUCAUUGACAAAAUGUGCAUUUAUUACUGUUUGUUAAUGUGAUAUCACGAUCCUGUAAAGAUACCUCUUCCAGAUGUGUGCAGUAAACCUGUUGUUUCCUAUUUACAUUUUUGCAGAAACAAAUAUUUUGUUUUAUUUAGCACAUUGUAUAGAGUGCCUCAUGUAAAAAAAAAAAAAAAAAAAAAAUCCCUGAAAUCUACCACAUACUAAAAUUAUAUUAAUAUACUUGUAUUGUAAAUA
Molecule: messenger RNA, 2343 nt
Organism: Alligator sinensis (Chinese alligator)
Lineage: Eukaryota; Metazoa; Chordata; Crocodylia; Alligatoridae
Gene: TOR1AIP1
Product: torsin 1A interacting protein 1
Exons: 8
Coding region: 425-1213 (262 amino acids)
Biological process (GO): nuclear membrane organization
Cellular component (GO): nuclear membrane
Molecular function (GO): ATPase activator activity
Source: RefSeq, a predicted model, not a curated record